AUGGACGCCGUUUACCCGACGCCCGGAUACGGCAAUGGUCACCAGCAAUUCGGCCACGACGGCCACCCCUCCUUGUCAGGUAUGAUGGGAUACAGCGACUUUGAUGGAGGUCACCAACCAGAAUCGCCGUCCGGCAGUACUCCUCCAGCUACCAUGACUGAUAGUGAGCUCGACGAUGACGAUCUCACUCCCCUGGAGUACGCGCGGAACCACGGCCUCACGCGAGACUACACCCGGAACUACGUGCAAGAAGCCAUGGACUGCCUUCCCCCCACCCCAGAGAGCAUGCAUUCCGACAUGAUGCAUCCUUCUAUCGAACUCGAUAGUACGGAUAUCAGCCCAGAUACACUGGGUGAGAAGCUGGUCCUCGAGACAUGGGACGUCGAUAGAGAGACCGUCAAAUUCCUCACCUCGGUCAUGGCUCUGGCUGCCGACCAGCCUAACAUGUGCGUUGAGGAGCUGGAUGAUUGUCUACUCUCUCGGUCUCUGAAGAUCGAAGAAGCCGUGCUGUCGAGGGAUCCGGAACUGGAGUUGAGGCAGCUGAAGCGGCAUAAUGCUAUUAGCCUCCCGGCGGAAGCAGCGGCAUUUGUUCGAACAACCACGGAAGAUGAGCAGCAGCCCCUCUGGACCACAGCUGAGCUCGCUCUACCACACAAAAUGGAUUGCAAGGUCGCACAGGAGAGACUGGAUAUCGGCAGGGACGUCAUCAGCUAUCUCGAGGAUGUGCUGAGCUUGUCGGAAUCUCAGGACGUGGACUUCUCUGAUCCUGAUUCUCAACGGGUGACUUUGCGGUCUCCUACGUCGCAGAUCAGAGCUGACCAUCUCCAGCCUGCUGUUGUCAGACACCUGACUCCUCCUUUACUUCCGCUCCAGCCUCCACCAACUGUGCAGGGGAUCUCAGCGCACGCGGCUGAGCUUGACCUGACGUCUUCGCCGGAAGAUCUCAUUGCUGCGGAAGCCGAGGCUCUGGAGAAGCAGAUGGCUGAGCGAGAUCGUCUCUCUCCACCAAAGUCUGGACAUACGCCUACGGACGAGCUACGAGACAGCGAUCUUCUGGCAGGAUAUCGCCCGUCAUCGACGACCUUGUCUUGGGGUUCGCCAUCCCCAGGCCGGCGUAAAAGACUUGAAGAUCUCAGGCCCGAAGUUCCUUUACUGCCAGUCGCCGAUGAACGUCCUGCAAAGCGGCCAAAGACGGUAUCCUUUUCUGAUGAACUGCUCGCCAUCAUUCCCGACAAGAUCCUCGAUGAGCCCGCUCUGAGCAUGGACGAGCUCGAGCAGGAUUCAGAUCAGUUCAUGGUUGACGUCUUAGCGCCUUUCGCCGAAUCUGGUAUCAAGCAAGUCAACAAUGAGCAGCUAGUCGAGUCGGACACCACCUUGCGAGUGCCGGUGCCUGGGGUGGACGCCGUGGAGCUGUAUCGGCCGUGGCAAGAUCUUCGUGCUGAAAGGUCCACACCAGAACUACCUACCAGCCAGAAAGCAUUCAUGUCGUUGAUGAAGAACGACUACUGCCGGACUCAGCAGAGAUGGGCUGGGGUUUCAAAGCUCGAGCAGACACUGCCUUGGACAGCAUUCCCAUCCAUCCUUGCCAAGGUUCCAGAGGAAGAGUUUGAUGACGGUUCGUUUGCAAGAUACAUGUCAGGGCUCUCGCUGGAUGACACGAUCAAUGUUGACGAGUUGAUCUGGUAUCAACCUCUGGAUGAGGAGUCGGACGACGAGCUUGACAAACUGGAGCCUCUUGCGUUUGAGAGCGACGAAACCCUCAACGCACCGGAUGCUCUAAUAGAGCCCUGUCUAGAAAACCGGUUUGGCAACGACGAGGCUUACACAAAUUUGCCAGCACCUGCGCCACUAGUCACCACAGCCCGCGGCGGCUUGGAUAUGGCAGCAUUGCUGAGGAAGCGCAAGCAGAAGCUCGAGACAGCCGGCAACCGUAAGAAUAAAUUCCAAUCGCCGGACCAACACCACGCACCUCAAAGGGCAGCCCCGGAUGCUCAAGUCCCAACAUUCGGUGGCCUGUCCGGCUUCAUCAGGUUGCAUGGGGACAUCGAUUUGAACAAGCAACCAGCAGUGGCAGAGCUGCCAGAACCGGUACAACAAAAACAGCAACCUGCACCUCAAGCGGUGAUGGUACAGACACACCCUGCCGAUGCUAAUCAUGCCUUUCUCAAAUGCCCUGCUCCGGAGGUAUUGCCAGUCAAGCACGCAGCAUCCCUCAUCAUAUCAUCCGCGAUGCUCACGAGACGCGACCUCACCCGCUCAUUUCAAGCAGCCCUACCAAAGGUAGAUCUGAUCGAACGGAUAUCUACAUCUCCCGCCAGCGGGACAGGAUCGCAUGCUGCCGCCGAUCCUUUCGAGGCUGACAUCACCAUCUCACCAAGCAUUGGCGUCCUCACCACGACACUGCAGAAGCUGAAGCAGAAAGCUCUGCCUGGACAGACGGCAUUCUUCGGCGUCAAAGAGCGGAUCGUCUCGGUCUCUGCUCGUUAUCCAAGACUCGUUGUUCUCGUGAGCGAGGGGCAGCAGUCAUCGAACGAGAUUGCGGCCAACGGCAUGUCCGCAAAUCUCGACGAGCGAGACUGCGAAGCUUUGUCAGACUUGUACGGCCUAUCCACACAACUGGACACCGAGAUCGAGGUCGUCUAUGUGCCGGGCGGCGAAACCAAACUUGCAAACUGGCUUGCUGCGCUGCUUUCUCGCAAUCUGCAAGCAAAGCAGACCACUCAGCUGCUGCAAGAUGAGACGAUGUGGGAGCGUUUUCUGCGGACGACUGGGAUGAACGCAUUCGCUGCUCAAGCUGUGCUGGCGAAGUUGAACCCAGACAAGGGGGUGGAAGGCUCGUCUGGUGUUGGCGAGCCGAAGCCGUAUGUUCACGGCCUUGCUGCCUUUGUGCAGAUGAUGGCGGACCAACGUCUCGAGAUCCUUGGGACUGUGGUCAACAGUAAAGGCAUACUUCAACGGGUCAACGGCGUGCUGGAAGGGCCUUGGAAGGUUGCGUAA
This is a messenger RNA of Saxophila tyrrhenica, 2997 nucleotides long. RefSeq lists its product as uncharacterized. The record is from RefSeq and is a predicted model, not a curated record. Lineage: Eukaryota; Fungi; Ascomycota; Dothideomycetes; Mycosphaerellales; Extremaceae. The coding region runs from base 1 to 2997 and encodes 998 amino acids. The transcript has a single exon.